Molecule: messenger RNA, 2022 nt
Organism: Volvox carteri f. nagariensis
Lineage: Eukaryota; Viridiplantae; Chlorophyta; Chlorophyceae; Chlamydomonadales; Volvocaceae
Exons: 6
Coding region: 1-2022 (673 amino acids)
Source: RefSeq, a predicted model, not a curated record
AUGACCAAGGCGGAUUUUGAGCACCAGUACCAUCAUCACUUUAUGACACCAAAUCGUUAUUGUCGCUAUGGCGAUAUCGAGCUGUACGCGCCGUCAGAAGAGGGCGCGGCUGCCAUCCUUAAGGCUGUUGCCGAGCCCUUGGUUCGCUGUCAAAGCUGGCUGCGGCUGGGAAACGGGCUGAACCAUAUCCUUCUUUAUGAACUACUCAAGGUGUUCUCUGCCCUCGGAGGUGACCGCGAAUUGGUUUUGGCUGGGUCUGAAGAACUCGAUGCUUUAGCACAACUGACGGCUAGCCAAAGACCCGUCCACGUGUCUUCAUCCAUGAAAUCACGCGGGCAUCAGUCCGUGGCGAAAGGCGUGUCGGUAUCCGCGCCGGGAAGUUCGACGUCUCACGGCACCUUAGAUUCCGGGAGCAGCAACAGAAACGGCAACGGUAGUGCAUUCUACCCCUCGAACGGCGACGGCUUAGACCAUUCUAAUGACAAUUCCUUCGCAAACGGCUACACUGCCAGCAGCACCUCCCCGGGCUUCCUCCUCCUGCGCACCUCGCCCCGUCGUGACCACAAUCCUGCGCUAGAGGAUACGACGACUGCCGGCCUCCGUGCUGCCCUCAACUCCGGAGCCGCCAGCCCGCUGCUGCUGGUGGAAGUUACGAAUGACGGUUAUUACGGCGUUAGCAGUGACGGCGAGGGGAGGGGGGACCCAGGUAGCAUCCGACCCAACUGUCAAACCGUCUCCGGUCGGGAGGGCGGUGGCGGUGGCGAUGACGGGGCCACGGCGCCGACUGCCAAGUACCGCCUCUGGGCGCGUAUGAUGGAAGCGGCGUUGCACUCAGGGGUCACUGUACCUGCCGGGGCAGCUACUGCCGCCACUGCCGGGAGGUACGGCAGCCGUCACGGGAGUCGACCUGGGGUUGCGAGGCAGGAGAGCGGUAAUCAUAAUGGCAACGAGCAGGCGCGGCCGAUAGUUGUUUGGGGGUUGCUGACGGAUCUAAAGCGCUGGAGGUUUUACUGCCUCCGGGAGGCUCCGAGACUCCCUGACGGGUCGUACGGCAGCAGCGGUGGCGGCGGCGGCGGCGGCGGAUCGGGCAAGUAUGAGAUUCUCGGGUCACGACGGGUACGAGUUUUGGAUGAGUCCAUGAGCGCUUGGCCGGGUUUGGUUCCCGCGCUGGCAGCUCUGUACGCUAUCACUUGUACGUCAGACGGGCUGGCUGUACGGCGCGUCGGUGACGUAUCCCAAGCACUGACGUACGACAUGCCACACGAUCCGCAUCGCGAUCGACUUAUGCACUUCCACUUGAUCAUGGGGGCAGCCAAGGCACCGUUGUACGGCGCGGUUGGGGACUGGGUACGGCGAAGACUGGACGAAUAUGUGCAGUGCCAGCGGGAGCAAAAGCGGUUGCGUCACGCGGCGGAGGCGACGGUGCAGAAGGCUGCCGAAGCGGUGGCGGCCGCCCGGGGCGCGGCGGCAGCUGCGGUGGCUGACGGCGCGUCGGAGGCACCCACAUCUACAUUCACAUCUACAUCGGCGUCGUUAGCAGACGGGCCGGCUCCCGCUGCUGGCGAUGUUUUGCCCGCCACCGCAGCGGUGAUGCCGGCCGCCGCCGCAGGGGGCCCAGAAGCCGGAGGGGGGGAGAAGGUGCUGCAUAUUAGGUCAGCUGAUGCGGGGUCGCUGCCGGCAGCUGCACCACCGGCUCACGGAGCUCAGGGCUCAGCGCCUUCCGACAUUCCGCCCGCGAUGAUGUCGGUCUGUGUCACGACCCGACCCGGGGUGUUGACGUGCUGUAUAGGGCCCACAAGGACACAAGGGUACUGUGAACUGUUUAGAAAAGGUUUUCGCGAUGCGCCGACUCGGCCUUACUUAGGGUUUACAAAGGCCGAUGUUUAUAAAGUGUGGCGCCUUGUGCGCAUUCUCUUGCUUUCUAGCGCAGAUUACGUCUUUCUUGGGGGGGGGAUGUGCGGUGCGGUCCUCCUUCAUUGUAGCCCCAAAGGAGGCUCAUUUAGCCGCGCGCGUGAAUUCUAG